AUGGCUUCUUACCUCGUCGGUGCGCCGACUGGUGAUGCCACCCCUGAACUCAUCACCCGUCUACUUACGCCUAUCAAGUUCCAUGAAAUUGCUUGUAAUGAGAGUCAACAGCAAGACUGGGGUCGCUUCAUCGGCAUCGCACGAGAUAAUGUUGUUGAGAAGCGGGAAAAGAUACUAUUGCUGUGCGCUGUUGCUCGGUACUAG
This is a messenger RNA of Fusarium fujikuroi IMI 58289, 204 nucleotides long. RefSeq lists its product as uncharacterized. The transcript is spliced from 2 exons. The coding region runs from base 1 to 204 and encodes 67 amino acids. The record is from RefSeq and is a predicted model, not a curated record. NCBI's taxonomy places the organism in Eukaryota, Fungi, Ascomycota, Sordariomycetes, Hypocreales, Nectriaceae.